CUCGCCGGCUCGCCGUAGCCGUAGCCUGCAAGCCGCGUGAGCCAGAGAGAGUGAGUCCUCCUUGGCCGCCCGCCGCGGUGGUGGAUUGGAACGUCCACGCUCGCGGGAUUCGGAGACGUCACAAUGGCUCAGAAUGUUCAGAACGUUACGCUGUCUCUCACGCUGCCCAUCACUUGCCACAUUUGCCUGGGAAAGGUCCGUCAGCCUGUCAUCUGCACCAACAAUCAUGUCUUCUGCUCCAUUUGUAUAGAAGUGUGGCUGAAGAAUAACAGCCAGUGUCCUGCUUGUAGGAUCCCAAUUACCCCUGAAAAUCCCUGCAAAGAGGUCCUAGGAGGAACAAGCGAAAGCAAUCCAGUGUUUAGCCCCACGAUCAGGAAACAGCUCCGCAAAACAAGGCUUGAGAUACUGCACAAAGAAUACGAGGAUGAGAUCGAAUCUCUGCAGAAAGAGGUGGAAGAGAUGAAAGAGAAAAACUGCAGCUUGGAGUCCCAGCUCAAAUCUGUCCUGCAGCCCUUAACAGUGGAUGUGUCUGACAAAAACCGGGAGAGUCCUCAACUCUCAGAUGAGGAGCACAAAGUUGAUCCUGAGACUUUGGCAACGUGGACUCAGAAGCUUCAGGCUGCAAAUGAUAUGUAUGAAAAAGCGAAGGACGACAUGGACAAGUUAACCGAGGUAAAUAAGAAACUGAGGCUUGAAAACGGGAGCCUUGUGAGGGAGAACUUGCGGCUAAAGGCUGAGGUUGGAAGCCGAUCGCCCCAGAAAUAUGGGAGGUUUACUGUAGCAGCACUUCAGUCCAAGCUUGAACAGUGCGAGCGUGAAACGAACCGGCUUAAGAAAGCCCUGGAAAGAAGUGACACCUAUAUAGAAGACCUGGAAUCCCAGGUCUCUCAGCUAAAGAGGGAACGUGACCAGAGAAAAAAUGCACAAUCUGAAACUGAUGUCUCUGUUCCCAUGGAGGAGAAGGAGAGCAAAGUUGCACCCAGUGAAAUUGUGCUGUUGGAAAGUCCAGAAGAGCACACAGAACAAAACUGUUUAUGUGCUAGUCAUGGUUCUGACGAUCUUGAGCAGUCAACGGGUAGUGGACUAUUAAGCACCAACAAUGAUGUAUGCUUAAAUUCAACCAGUCAGGGCUGUUCAGACGAAUCUGUGGCCCAGGGCUCUUCUGGAAGGGAUGUUUUUACAGGCUCACAGGAGGGGCUCUUGGAUAUUGCAGGCUCUGAUAUGGACACCUGUUCAGAGCAAACAUGGGAUAAAAUUGAAGACAGUGUACCAUAUAAAGAAGAACUUUAUGAACUUCCAGAUCCAUGCACACCAUUGUCACUCAGUUGCCUCCAGUUGAACACUCCCAACAACAAGGAUGAUUCUACAGUGAAAGAAGAAAGUCCAAGAGAGCCAUCUAACUUCCUCAGGAAACUGGAAUUUGAGGAUUUUGAUGAGGCAUCGGACGACUGUAAUAAAGACUCCCCAGAGCACAGUGCAAGCAGCUGUGAGAGCAGUGACAACAAAGCAACUUGUUUUGCAACUGACAAACCGGUGUUUUGGAACAGGUGCCAAUCCCACUAUGAAGAGAACGUGGACUUUGAAGGCUCAGAGCCAAAUGCGAUCUCAAAUGACUCGGGUGAAUCUUCAUCAAAAUCCAGUGACAAAAUGCACAAUCCAACCGUGCCAAAGAAGCUACAUGCUAUCCGUUCUUCAGAAAUGAACCGCACCAGAACAUCCAGCGAGGCAUCUAUGGAUGCGGCCUACCUUGACAAAAUCUCUGAACUGGAUUCCAUGAUGUCAGAAUCAGACAAUAGCAAGAGUCCUUAUUAUCCCCCCAAAUCGUCUUCUGACCUGGAUAAUACUUGCAAGUCGACGCAGUCUCCUGAUCUUUUAAAUGAAAAAGAGAAGAAUAUGAAAGAAAGGAAAGAGCAGAAUUCUCUCAAAUGUCCCCUGCCAGCAGAUCAUUCAGAAGAGGGGAACGAGUGGAAAUCUGCUGCUUUUUCAAUCCUUUCUCCCACAGCCUUAGAUGUAGCUGAGCCUUUUCCACUUUUUGCAGGCCGGACUUCUGAAAUGAAUGAAAUAAAACCUCAGAGUUUCUUAUUUCAAAGAGAGCUUUCUCCAAGCUUUCUCUUUAACAACUCUCGAGGGGGAUCGUUUGAAGACCAGAAACUUGGGUCUCCUCUAUUUAAAGUGGCACCUGAGCUGGAAAACCUCCAUAACCAACUCCAGUCUCCUUGGUCAUCAUCCUUCAUACCAGACAGGAAAGCCAAAAAUAUGCACACCUCGGCAAAAAGGAAAAUUCACAGUAGCCUGUCUAGCGCCAGUCCAUCAAAAACCACCAAGAACUGAUUCCCUUGUUGACUUUUCUUUUUCUAAGAAUAAAUUUAGUGCCAACGUGAAAAUCCACCCCCAUGAAUUCUUAACCUGUCCUCCUUUGAUCUCAGUCUGGCCACUUCUUCAGUACUGAGUGAUGGAGCUUGACAGUAUACUCUUUUUAGAGUCCCAAGUUAUUUUGCUGAGGGUGCACUCUUCAAAACAUCCCUUGCUUGAUAGCUGUUGUCAUUUUUAGAUACUUUUGAGUUCAGUUUCAUUUUAGAGUUGGGUUAUAUGAAGUCUUCUGUCCUGUGAGGAGCUCUUAAAUGUUCAGUUAGUGAGCGUGACAAAUCUUCAAAAAUGGUUUCUCAUGGAAACUAGUCUUUAUCGAGGUAAAGACUGUGGAACAGCUUUUUAGCUUCUUUAUUUGUGCAAAAAUGUGAUGGCACCUUUUGUUGAGUGCAGCUUCUCUCUGAGUCUGGAUUUCAGAAUAAAAAAAAUGCCUGCAUAAAUCAAUCUCUCUCUCUCUCUCUCUCUCUCUCUCUCUCUCUCAUGCUCUCUCUUUCUUCCUCUGUUGCUUUCAGUGUGUAACUGUUAGUUAUCUUUCUUUCUUGGCAGGUUUUCAGCUGGAAAAAAAAUAAUUUUGCUUAAGACGGAAAACCCAGUUGUGUGUAUGUGUGUGUGUGCGUCUCCUUUUUAAUAAAACACUCCUUUUGGUUUUCCCAAAAAGACAAAAAGCUCCACUUGUACAGGACCGUGUGAUUUGUGGCUAUGUAGUUCAUAAAAAUGAGUUGGUAUGCUAAUGGCUUGUUUACCCAAUGUGCACUGAGCGUUUUACAUGAAUACUGUACUGUUUUACAUCAAUACUGCAUGCUUUUCUAUGUGGAAUGAAUAAAAACAAAGUCACAAGCACCGUAA
Sceloporus undulatus (fence lizard) is the source of this 3213-nucleotide messenger RNA. It is a transcript of the gene OBI1, whose product is annotated as ORC ubiquitin ligase 1. Gene Ontology annotation, molecular function: ubiquitin-protein transferase activity. The coding region runs from base 124 to 2331 and encodes 735 amino acids. The transcript is spliced from 6 exons. Gene Ontology annotation, biological process: protein monoubiquitination; regulation of DNA replication. The record is from RefSeq and is a predicted model, not a curated record. NCBI's taxonomy places the organism in Eukaryota, Metazoa, Chordata, Lepidosauria, Squamata, Phrynosomatidae.